Monoraphidium neglectum is the source of this 759-nucleotide messenger RNA. RefSeq lists its product as hypothetical. The transcript is spliced from 3 exons. The record is from RefSeq and is a predicted model, not a curated record. The coding region runs from base 1 to 759 and encodes 252 amino acids. NCBI's taxonomy places the organism in Eukaryota, Viridiplantae, Chlorophyta, Chlorophyceae, Sphaeropleales, Selenastraceae.
AUGCUCAACCAUUCGGCCCUCGCGGGCCUGCUGCUUGCCGGUGGCGUGGUAGCCCUCAUGGCCGGCUCCGCGCAGGCAGUAGGUUUCGACCUCGAGAAGGAGUGCCCUGGCAACCUGAUAGUGAACGGCGGAUUCGAGACGCCAGACCCCUCCCAGCCGGACAAAUACCCAAAGGCCCCCUGGAACACAUACAACAAGGGCUGGGGCUGGUUCACCAGCGUCCCAGGGUGGACCUGGACCUGCCUCCGCGUCGACUGGGGCCCGCCACGCGCGCUCGAGAUCCAGCGGCGCGCGGUGGCCACCGCGCCCGAGGGCAUGCAGAAUUUGGAGCUGCUGCCGAAUGCGACCGGCGUCGCGUGCCAGACGGUCAGCCUGCAGCCUGGGGCCAGCUACAAGCUGUCGUUCCAGUACGGCCGGCUGAUGACGUACGCGUGGCGCAACGCGGACAAGGGGAAGUUCAUCAAGUUCGAAACGACAGCCGACGCGAUCUACAGGGACGCGACCACCAAGGCGCCCGCGGAGGAAGGGGCCAAGGGGAAGCCCUACCCGCAGGACGCGCAGGGGUUUACUAAGCUGGUGACGGCGGACACGCGGCAGCAGAAGGAGCAGUGGCAGCGGUACGAGGCGACUUUCAAGGCGAGUGCGGCUGGAGCCCCUGCCAGUGGCAAGGUGCAGAUCGCGUUCACCACCACCAUGCGCCCCAAGGAGUGCGGCAGCUGCGGGUCUCUGCUGGACGCCGUCUGCCUGCAGAAAGCCUGA